This is a messenger RNA of Oppiella nova, 996 nucleotides long. The record is from the annotation of a GenBank genome assembly. NCBI's taxonomy places the organism in Eukaryota, Metazoa, Arthropoda, Arachnida, Sarcoptiformes, Oppiidae.
AUAAAAGUUAAAUCGCAUUUACAUGUUAUAUCUCUGACCAAAAAAGUUUACUUAACUCUCCGUAUAGCCAACCCCCACACAAACAAGUGGUAUAAAAAGCGAUGUCGACUAUCAAUAUCGAUGCAAACACUGGUAACUCGCGUAAGAUCUCAUUGACUACACCACGGAUGCCAGCCAUGAGACGGUUAAGUGAUAUCGACAACAACUGUUUGGACACAUCGGUGUUCAAACCGGUGGACGAGAAACUCCUAUUUAACGGCAACUCCGUUCAGCUCAGCAAAUACACGUUUGAGGACAGCACGGGUGUCAUCAAGUCGGCGGAGAUUAUUAAGCGGAAGUACAGCGUCGCCAACGGAUCUGAGGCCGAGGAUGCGCUCAGUGUCUUGAGUAUAGCCAUACUUCGGCGGCAUAUUCUGUGCGAUUGCCUACUGUUGAUCAAACAGUACCGGCCCACACUCAAGUCCUAUGUGCUGGAGUUCCCCGCAAAGAUCAUUGAGCACCCGGUGGUCGAGGAGGAGGGUAGCAGUGAUGAGGAGACCGGCGAGACGGCCAUCAGAGACGUCGAGGACAACACCGGAUAUAAGUCGACGGAUAUUCAUCACAUCAGCCCCGAGACCGCCUUAGAUCCCGAAUUAUGCGACGGAAAGAUCCGAUUGGUGUCUCUCGUCAUCGAUGGCGACGACCCCAUUAAAAAUGGGUUCAUUAAUGGACACCACAAUGAGAAACAUACCGAGAUUGAGGUGCACCAGGUGCCCAUCAACGGCCUACUGGACCGACUUAACGAGUAUAGUAAGCGGGGAGUAGUAGUCGACUCCCGGGUCUACGCGUUCGCCAUAGGCCUCAAGAAGGGCGAAAAGUUGGCUCAAAUACACGCCAAACCCGAGGACAUCGAAAGUGCUCUUUAAUUAUAUGUUUUUAAUUGCUUUCAUAUUAUUAUUAUUUUAUUUUUCUGCGUUUUGUUUUGUAUUUAAAAUAAAUAUAAUUUAUACAAGCAUA